AUGGCUGGUAUGCUUCCUGGAGUUGAAUCUGCAAGAAGAAGAAGAGUCCAUUCUGAUUCUCCAACCCCAUCUGGUUAUAACUUCACAAGGCGUUCGUCUUUUUGUUUAUAUACAAGCAAUCAUGAAAACCUUCACAAUUCAUCCUCUUCCAUGAGGAAUCCGAUAAGCCAGGCAUAUUGUGAUGAAAAGCUAGGGGAUGUGGCUAGAGAAGCCAAGAGAAGGUUGGAUGAGAGGCUGAAAGCACAGUCGACAUCAAAAAUCAAAAGGGUUUCGAGUCCUGCAAUUGAAGGGACAGAAGUAUUUGGAUUAAAGAAAAAGUUUAAUUGGGCAAAAUUAAGCUGGAAAUGUACAGAACAAGAGGAAUGUGCAGUGUGUUUAGAGCAUUUUAUGGCAGGAGACACCCUAAUGCAGUUGCCAUGUGCCCAUAGAUUCCAUUCAAAGUGUUUGGUGCCAUGGCUGGAGAGUAAUGCACAUUGUCCUUGUUGUAGAAUGGUAAUUCAAAAUUGA
Messenger RNA from Fraxinus pennsylvanica, 507 nucleotides. The record is from the annotation of a GenBank genome assembly. Lineage: Eukaryota; Viridiplantae; Streptophyta; Magnoliopsida; Lamiales; Oleaceae.